AUGAAGUUCGGGAAGCGGCUGAAGCGGCAGGUAGAGGAGACGCUGCCGGGGUGGCGGGACAAGUUCCUCUCAUACAAGGAUCUGAAGAGGCAGGUUCGCCUCAUCUCCUCCGACGCAUCGGGGAGGGCAGCCGGGGUGGUGGAGUUUGUCCGCAUGCUUAAUGCCGAGGUGGACAAGCUCAACGCUUUCUUCAUCGAGCAGGAGGAGGACUUCGUCAUCCGCCACAAGGUAGGGGAGGAGAAUAGAUUGCUGGACAGCGGCAGUGGUGCUUCCUUCUCCUGAUCCGGAUCGGCGAUCUCUCCCCGCAGGAGAUGAGAGACAGGAUACGCGCCGCGGAGGAGACGGUGGGGCCUGGUGGCGCACGGCCGUCGGCGGCGGAGUACGUGGCGGAGAUGGGGAAGAUCAGGAGGUGCCUCGUCGACCUCCACGGGGAGAUGGUUCUGCUCGUGAACUACAGCAACGUCAACUACACGGGUCCUCUUCCUCCCUUAUCAUCAUCACCACAUCCCAUAUCCUUUAGAUUCUUUCCUCGCUCGUCCUUCAAGUUUUCCUAGCUGGAUUGGAUGAUCGCUGACGAUGAUGAGGAAUCAAUCGAAUCUGCCCUGGCCGCGACAGGGCUGGCAAAGAUCCUGAAGAAGUACGACAAGCGGACCGGGGAUCUGCUGCGGCUUCCGUUCAUCGAGAAGGUGCUGACGCAGCCCUUCUUCACCACGGACCUCAUUUCGCAGCUGGUGAAGGAAUGCGAGAACACCAUGGACUCGGUGCUCCCCCGCCCCGCCGCAGCAGAGCCUGGAGGGGAGGGAGCGCAGAGCCAGAGCAGAGCGCCCCCUGAAUCCGUGGCCCGCUGGAGUAUCCUCAAGAACACGGUGGCGGCCCUCGUGACGAUGCAGGAGCUGCGGCGAGGGAGCUCCACUUACGGCCACUUCUCCCUUCCCCCGCUGAGCUUCCCCAAUGCAGAUCUGCUGCAGUCUCUGCAGCUCCCAUCGCUCAUCCCCAUUCAGUGA
Spirodela intermedia is the source of this 1004-nucleotide messenger RNA. The record is from the annotation of a GenBank genome assembly. NCBI's taxonomy places the organism in Eukaryota, Viridiplantae, Streptophyta, Magnoliopsida, Alismatales, Araceae.